GUGCGCGUGAACUCCUAGUGCAGCGGCAACCAGUGGCGGAGAGGGCGGUGCGCAAAAAGGGGGCGUGGUCUAAGCGGCGCAUGGCCGCGUGCGCUCGCUCACCUCCAUGUUUGCCAGGCGAUCUUUGAACCUCCCCCCCAGGGAAGGAACAUUGUCCUCCGCCGUGCUCCUCCGCGAGAGUGGGGGGAGCUCCACCAUGAAGUCGGACCGCAGUUAAAAGACGUCAGCCGAACUUGGCUCCUCUCCAUUCCUGGACGGCACCGAUGGCUCCUCGCCUCCUCCUCCGUGUUUGGGGGCUCCUGCCCCUGAUCCUGCCCCUGAUCCUGCUCCUCUGUGCGGGCGCGCUGGGCGGACAAGAGUUCCUGGAGAACAUCCUGCGCUUCUACGGACGCAACGAGUCCAUCUCCGGCCGCGACCUGGAGGACUUGCUGCGCGUCGUCUCGGCCCGGAGAGCGGAGUCCGUCAUGGAGGACAGCAACCCGUUGGCCGGACAGGAGUGCCUCUCAGCCAAGCAGAUCUUGUCCCACUUUGGCCUCCCAAAUGGCAGCCAGCUGGGUGUGGACCACCUGGAGAGGAUCUGUCCUGCCGUGUUGACCCAGGUGCUGCUGCCCUCCUGCCCUUACACCACCCCCCUGCCUCCACCACAGCUCCACUACUCCGUGUGGGGGUGGGGCUUCCUGGCGGUGACGGUCAUCAACUUGGCGGCGCUGCUGGGCCUGCUGCUGAUUCCCUUCACCAAGAAGUCCUACUUCCCCAAAGUGCUGACCUACUUCAUCGGCCUGGCCAUCGGAACUCUCUUCUCCAACGCCGUGCUGCAGCUCAUACCCGAGGCCCUCGGGUUUGAUCCCAAGAAGGACGACUACGUGGCCAACGCCAUCGGCAUCUUUGGAGGCUUCUAUCUGCUCUUCUUGGUGGAGAGGAUCUUGAGGUUGCUUCUGCGCGUGGAACAUGAGCACGGCCCCUCCCACCUCUCUCCUGCCGCCCCCCCCCUGCAGAACGGCGAGGUGUCGGAGAAGAAGGACUCCAAGACGGCGCUGAGCAUCUCGGGCAGCAUCAGCAGCGUCAACUCGGACCGCACGCGUGCAGACAUGAUCCCCGCCGAGGAUGUGCAGGCGUCCAGCGUGAUGUGUCGCUGUCUGCGCGGUCAGCGCAUCAGCAACAUCAAGACGGUGGCGUGGAUGAUCACCCUGAGCGACGCGCUGCACAACUUCAUCGACGGCCUGGCGAUCGGCGCCUCUUUCACCGUGUCCAUUCUGGCCGGCUUCAGCACGUCCACCGCCAUCGUGUGCGAGGAGUUCCCCCACGAGCUGGGUGACUUUGUGAUCCUCCUCAACUCGGGCAUGAGCGUCCCUCAGGCCAUCUUCUUCAACCUGCUGUCGGCCAUGGCGUGCUACGUGGGCCUGGUGUUCGGCAUCCUGCUCGGCAGCAACUAUGCCCCCAACGCCAUCUUCGCCGUGGCGGGGGGCAUGUUCCUCUACAUCGCCCUGGCAGACAUGUUCCCGGAGAUGGACGCCAUUGCUAGGGAGGCCACGCGGACCUCCUCCAGGCUGGUCUUCUUCCUGAUCCAGAACGCCGGGCUGCUGACGGGCUUCGCCAUCAUCCUGCUCAUCACCACGUUUGCAGGGCAGAUCAACCUGGGCUGAAGAAAAGAACACAACCAAGCCUUUUAGACCGGACCAUACACACAAUCCUUUCAUUCAUGAAAUCCAGCUUGAUUUGUCUUAAAGAGACAGUACAUUCUUUUUAUUCCCUCUCUGGGUGCUGUACUGUCACCGCCUGUGUCACAUUUUCACUUUCUAUUUUGUAUUUGUCCAUUUAUGUGUGUAUGAUUUACAGAAUCACAUCCUUUAUUUUAUUUGAAAUGGAACAAAUUGCAGUUUAGAUGUUUUAAUUGUACGUUUACACCAGACUUUUGUUGCUCAGGGUUUAUUCAGAGCUUCUGUUUGAGAGAAAGUGACUUCAAAUAUAAAUGUCUAUGAGUAGACUUUGUCAACAACUGGGACCUUUUUGGCCUCCUGGCUUUUUAAUGCUUUGUUUUUUUGUUAAAUCAUGUAAGUAUGAACGUUGUGAUUCAUAGACCGGAGCACUGUGUUGAAAUAUAUCCCAGCUCUUUCAAGUAGUUUGAUUUU
Messenger RNA from Entelurus aequoreus (snake pipefish), 2129 nucleotides. RefSeq names its product metal cation symporter ZIP8-like. Gene Ontology annotation, cellular component: membrane. Gene Ontology annotation, molecular function: zinc ion transmembrane transporter activity. The record is from RefSeq and is a predicted model, not a curated record. The transcript is spliced from 8 exons. Lineage: Eukaryota; Metazoa; Chordata; Actinopteri; Syngnathiformes; Syngnathidae. Bases 264 to 1643 code for a protein of 459 amino acids. Gene Ontology annotation, biological process: intracellular zinc ion homeostasis; zinc ion import across plasma membrane.